AUCUAUCUAACUCUACGUUCAUGACAUGUCGGUAAAGUGGAUGUAAAUGUGAUUUAUUGAUGAUAAUUCUUUACAACUACGAGCAAAUGACUUUUACUUGUAUAAGAGUGUUUAUAAAUUAUAAUACCGUUAAUCUAGAUUAAAUAAUUCAGAUUUCUAUGUGUGAAAACACUGGGGGUAAAUAACGGGUGUUUACGCCUGUCUAUCACUUCUCCGACGCACCGUGAACGCAGCAUUCCGUUAGCUUUCAGCAGCGGUCACCACGGCGACGCGUAUGGAAACGCUCCUCCACCAAUCACAGAGUGAGGCCGUACAAACGAGCCAAUCAGAGGGCCCCGUGUCUCGGUGGCUUCCGCAGUCAGAAGUUAGAACAGUAGAAGAAGAAACGCUCGUUUCUGUUGUAAACAGGAAAGUUUAGCGAGCUAGCUCGUUAGCAUGUGAGCUAGCAGCGUGCUAGCUCUCGUUGUUGUGGGGUUUAAUGACCCGGAACUCGGUGUGAAAGUCACUGUAGCGUCUCCAUAGAAUCAAUGAAAACCCGGGAUUUAGCGGCGACACCGCCACCGGUUCACGUCCACGUACCGGAGACGACACCUGUGUACGUUCACCUGAGGAGGAGGAGGAGUCCCGGCAAAUCCCCGCAGAACAGAACCAAAGAAGUCCAGGUGAAGGGAGACGGAGGGAAACCCAAGGCCCGGUCGCCAUGGAUACCUCCAGGAAGACUGUCCCGCAGAAAGAGCGUGGAGUUGAACAAGUGUCAGGAUCAGAGAGGGCGGGGUCAGCAUCAGUCAGAGAGCGUGAACAGACGUCAGCAGGAGGACGAGACGCCUGCAGAGUCCAACCUCUGUCUCCUGCUCCGAGAACAGGAAGACAUUCAGUGUCUGAAGAGGUCAGAUUGUCAGGGUCAGCACAGAGACGCUGACCUUCUCCUCAGAGCCCUCGUAGAAGCCGAGGUCGACGGCGUCGCCGUAGCCAAUCAGCUUUCAGCCCUGAAGGAGACGGUCACCAGCCUCACCAAGGAGAAGCAGCUGUCAAAGAGUCACACGGCGUCAGUGGGACGACAGCAGGAGCUGCUGCUGCACAAGAUCCACAUGUUUGACCAGAGCAACCAGAGCCUGAGACAGCUGCUCCGAGAGAGGGGCGGACACGAGAGAGAAUCACUGCUGUGGUCAGAACACACGGACGCUCUGAAGCAGAGACUGACCGACAGUGAAGCUGAGAACUCUCGUCUUCAGGCCAAACUUGCCAACAAAGAGAAAGAGGCGUCCAAACUCGCCGAGCACUUGGACUUUGAAAAGGACAGCGUCAAGACGUCGGACGAGCUUUCGAGAAUCCUGGAGUCGAAGCGCGAUCAUCUGGAGACGCAGCUGAACAGAGUCGAGGAUGAGAAGUCUCGUCUGGCUGCUCACAUUCAGAGGAUGCAGCAGAACCAGCAGCAGCAGCAUCAGGAGCUCCACACUCUGCAGAAGGAGCUGCUCGCUCAGAGGCAGCGGCGGAACGACGACCACGAGUGGGAAGCUCUGACUCGGCUGACUCAGCACGCCGAGCGAGCCGAGGAGUCCGUCAGAGAGCUCGCGGGGAAGCUUCACGAGAAGGAAAGUGAACUGGCCCGAGUUCUGUCCACGUCCAGUGACUGGUGUCUGCGACACUCCAGAGAAGCUGCUGCCAAAGUGAAGCUCGAGGAGGAAGUGGCUGCACUCAGACUUCAGGUGACCGAGGCGAACGCUCAGCUUCGCUUGGUGGAGGAGAGGAGUCGAGCGGAGAGGGAGGAGCUUAGGAAGCAGAUGCACCACGUCAGCGCUGAGAACGCGUCCAACAAACUGGAGAACCAGACGCUCAAGGCCGAGUCGUCGUCGUGUGAGGAGAAAGUGCGCCUCCUGCAGUCUGAAGCUCGUCAGCUCAAGUUGUCCAUCAAGAAGUUGGAGAACGUGGUGGAGAAAUAUAAGAAGAAGGUGCAGGAGGCGCGGCAGGAAGCGGACGACCUGUGCCUGAAGCUGCAGGAGACGCAGCAGGAGACGCGGGAGGUGCAGGAGAGCCUGGAGCAGGAGAAGGAGCGCGUGAGGAGGGAGCUGCUGGCACGACUGCGAGAGCUCGAGACCAUGCCCGACCGACUGAGGAGGGCGGAGCAACAGCUGCGGGACGCACAGCAGGAGGCCGACGCCCACCAGAGGAGGAACAUGGAGCACUGCUCCGCCCUCUCUGAGGUCAGACACAAGGUGGAGCAGCAGGGAGCUCAGCUGCAGACGUAUCAGCAGAGGAAUCUUCUGCUGCAGGAGGAGAACGACGUCCUCACAGAGAAAACACACAACUUAGAGAGAAAGCUGGAGAAAAUGAAGUCAGAAAACAGAGACAUGUGUGACACUGUGACGUCACAGGACGACAUUCAGCAGCAGCUGGAGGACAAAACUCUGGAGUGCAGCGUCCUCACGAGACAACUGCAGCAGACUGUGGACGACGCUCAGAGACAGGUCGACGACGGCGUCCACAAAGUUCUGGUCAAAGAACGAGUGUCUCAGUCCAAAGUUCUGGAUCUGCAGAGUCAACUGAGCCGAGCCAAAUCAGAACUGAGUCAACAGCAGAGAAGCAAAGAGCAGAUGGAAAACCGCUUCCAGACUCAUCUUCAGAACCUGAAGGACAGACUGGAUCAGUCUGACUGCACCAACAGAACUCUGCAGAACUACAUCCACUUCCUGAAAACCUCCUACGGAAACGUGUUCGGUGACUCGUGGGUCGGGAGCUGACGGAGCUGUAAUCUGACAGAACUGUAAUCUGACAGAACUGUAAUCUGACGGAGCUGUUAUCUGACGGAGCUGUUAUCUGACAGAACUGUAAUCUGACAGAACUGUAAUCUGACGGAGCUGUUAUCUGACGGAGCUGUAAUCUGACAGAACUGUAAUCUGACAGAACUGUAAUCCGACGGAGCUGUAAUCUGACGGAGCUGUAAUCCGACGGAACUGUAAUCCGACGGAUCUGUAAUCCGACGGAUCUGUAAUCUGACGGAGCUGUAAUCUGACAGAACUGUAAUCCGACGGAGCUGUAAUCUGACAGAACUGUAAUCUGAUCAUGAAGCUCAUAAUAUUAAAAUCAUGACGAUUUUAA
This is a messenger RNA of Solea solea (common sole), 3096 nucleotides long. RefSeq names its product outer dense fiber protein 2-like. Bases 528 to 2738 code for a protein of 736 amino acids. The record is from RefSeq and is a predicted model, not a curated record. The transcript has 17 exons. Gene Ontology annotation, cellular component: centrosome. Lineage: Eukaryota; Metazoa; Chordata; Actinopteri; Pleuronectiformes; Soleidae. Gene Ontology annotation, biological process: regulation of cilium assembly.